This is a messenger RNA of Branchiostoma floridae (Florida lancelet), 3544 nucleotides long. Its product is annotated as patched domain-containing protein 3-like. The record is from RefSeq and is a predicted model, not a curated record. NCBI's taxonomy places the organism in Eukaryota, Metazoa, Chordata, Leptocardii, Amphioxiformes, Branchiostomatidae. Bases 502 to 3258 code for a protein of 918 amino acids. Gene Ontology annotation, cellular component: membrane. The transcript is spliced from 2 exons.
UGGACAGGAGAGAGCUGCGGGCGACCUAAAUACGGUGAAGAGGUUGAAGAUUAAGAAUGACAAACCACACGGGGCCAACUCGGUUAUGCUCUAUUUCACAUCGAGGCACCUCUGGAAAGAAGAAUACUUGAUAUCCGUCUUCUGUAAGCGGCCCCAGAAGACCAGAAGACACACGUGGCGCAUGCGUCCGUUUAUGCCCUAAAUGCGGUGAAGAGGUUGAAGAUUAAGAAUGACAAACCACAUGGGGCCAACUCGGUUAUGCUCUAUUUCACAUCAAUGAGGCACCUCUGGAAAGAAGAAUACUUGAUAUCCGUCUUUUGUAAGCGGCCCCAGAAGACCAGACGACACUCAUGGCGCAUGCGUCCGUUUAUCUCCAGGGCAAAGGUCACAGAUUUCGACCCAGCACCUGAAAAUCCAGAACAUGAGGAUUUAUGUUAAUAUCUUCCCACUGUCUCACCUGGACAUGGUGUGACUAUAUCAGCAAGCCGUGAGCGGUGAAACAUGGCUUACGACUGCAUCGCAAGGCGAAUAAGUCGUCUGUUUGCCCUGUAUGGAGGCUUCCUGGCACGACAUCCCCUCCCAUUCCUUGUUCUUCCCGUUAUGCUAGCAGCUGGUCUUGGAGCGGGAAUGUAUUUCCUUGAGUCAGAGUCAUCUGUGGAAGGAUUGUACACACCUGAUAAUGGACAGGGGAAGACAGAGCGCGCUGUUGUCCGAGUACACUUCCCUGUCAAUGACUCUAAUGAUUUCCAGGCUUCCAGACUGGUAACAUUCGGCAGAUCGGCCAGCGUCAUUGUGACGAGUAAAGGACACGACAUUCUGAGUUUAGCGGUGCUGUCAGAGAUCCAUUCUGUCUACCGUAACAUUACCGGGAUAUCGUUAGAAAUGUCUGGGACAAACUACACAUUUGAGGACUUGUGUGCCAUGUGGCAAUCUCAGUGUGUAGUCGAUGGGUACCACCUUCUUAACUUCACAUUGGAGAAGGAUGAAAACACGACCAUUGGUUACCCCUGGACAAAUCUACCUGAUGGGGCUCGACUCUUCAGCGGAGCCACCCUGGGAGGGGUAACUCUAGGGCCAAGAGCGGACGACGUCAGCACCGCUGCCGCCUUCAAACUGACCUUCUACCUACGCAGCGGAAAUUCCGAAGAUGAUAAAUUGAGUGAGGAAUGGGAAAAGGCCUUUUUGUCCUACAUGGGCAAUUUUGAAUCGGACAUUAUCGACGUUUCCCGAACCUCGUCCCAGUCUCUCGAGGAGGAACUGUCCGCCCUGACGGCCCGCAUCAUCCCGCGUUUUUCCAUCACCUUCACGGUCCUCAUCACCUUCUCCAUCCUCUCCUGCAUGAUGCUGGACAUGGUCCGCACCAAGCCGUGGCUGGGCAUGCUCGGCGUCCUGUCCGCAGGCAUGGCGGUGGUGUCCUCCAUGGGGCUGUGUCUGUACUGUGGGGUCACAUUCACCAGCGUGGUGGCCUCCAUGCCGUUCCUCAUCGUAGGGAUCGGUGUGGACGACAUGUUCAUCAUGCUGGCGGCCUGGAGGAAGACCCAUCCCGGAGGCAGCGUGGAGGAGCGGAUGGGAGAGACGUACGCGGAGGCUGCGGUCUCCAUCACCAUAACAACCGUCACGGACGGGCUGGCCUUCGGGAUCGGCGCCAUUACGGUGUUCCCGGCCAUCCGCGUUUUCUGCAUCUACACCGGGGUAGCUGUGCUUUUUGAUUACUUCUUUCAAAUAACCUUCUUCGGAGCCUGCAUGGUAUAUGUAGGUCGCCGUGAGAAAGGCAACCGCCACGCAGCUACCUGCAUGCCGGUGGCUACUCCUCACGAGGUCGAAGAUAGGUCGGGUUGCUAUCGCCUGUUCUGCACAGGUAACACCAUGGCGGGAGUUAACGAGAGGGGGGAAUUCUCGGGUAGUGACCAUGCUGUCAUGACCUUUUUCAAACAUUAUUUUGGACAUUUUAUAACCAAAACAUGGGUAAAGGUUGUGGUCAUGUUAGUGUUUGCUGGGUACCUGGGUUGUGCCAUAUGGGGAUGCCUGCAGGCAAGAGAGGGCAUCCGUCUGAGUAACCUUGCUGCUGAUGACUCCUAUGUAGUGAGUUACAACAACAAAGAUGAUCAGCAUUUUACGACCUAUGGUGCCAAAAUUUCGGUUAUCUUCACUGAUGAGCUAGAAUAUUGGGAGGCCACCGUUCAAGGCCAAGUUGAAAAUGCUCUAAGCCGGUUUGAGGUGACAGACUUUACUGCGGGGAAAAAUGAAUCAGAAUCUUGGCUACGCGAUUACCUUGAUUUCAUUGAUCAGUUCUCAGGUAUCAUUCCAGGUCUGAAUGCCUCAAGCAAAGAACCAUUCAUUACAAAUCUCAGGCACCAUUUUCUCACAAUUCCUCGAUUCAAACGGUAUGAGCUCGACAUCGAGUUCAACGACAACAAAAGCGAAAUUCUCGCUUCUCGUUUCCUGGUUCAAACGAAAGAAAUUUCAAGUUCUGUCCGUGAAAAGGAUUUGGUUAUCAAGAUGAGAGAACUUGCUGAUCAGAGCCCUUUCCAGACCACGGUUUACCACCCUAGCUUUAUUUUCUAUGAUCAGUACAUCGCCAUCCUUCCCAACACCCUGCAGAACCUGGGUAUCGCCACAGCCACCAUGUUCGUGGUAGCCCUUGUCCUUGUGCCCCACCCCGUCUGCUCCAUCUGGGUGACCCUGUCCAUCGCGUCCAUCUGCACGGGGGUGGUGGGGUACAUGACCUUCUGGGACGUCAAUCUAGACGCCAUUUCCAUGAUCAACAUCAUAAUGUGUAUCGGCUUUUCUGUCGACUUCUCUGCUCACGUCACUUAUGCCUACGUGUCCUGUAAAGAAGACAGUAGCAAUGCUCGAGCGGUGUUCGCCCUGUAUAGCUUAGGCAUGCCCAUUCUGCAAGGUGCCCUGUCCACAAUAUUGGGUGUGGCAGCUUUGUCCACUGCUCCCUCCUACAUCUUCCGCACAUUUUUUAAAACCAUGUUCCUGGUCAUUCUGCUGGGCGCAUUUCACGGGCUAGUUAUCCUUCCCGUAGUGCUGACCUUCUUAGGACAAGAUGUGUGUGGAAACAAGCGCAGGUAUUCCAUAGACAACAAAAUGCCAACUUGCCAGAAUGGUUUAAAGGAACAAACUGGCCAACUGGAAACGCAGCGGAAGGGCGGUGAGGUGGAACUCGCGAAUUAUCAGUGCAGAAGUGGAGAUCCUAAACGCCUACCUUCAGAGUGUCAACAUACCAACCCUGCAUUUGAAUUGGACAGCUAAUAAAAGACGAACACAUACUAACAGCGAGGACAUGUAAACCAUACCGAACCGAACCAGAGAAACACUGUUCAUAUUAUUCUAAGUGCGUAAUUGUGGAAUACAUUUUCAUUUUACCUUGGGUAUUCGCUGCAUUUGCCUUAUCACUGGUAUACAUAUGAUGCACACAUGAUUUACCAAAUCCAUCUGAAUGAUAAAAUGCUGACUGGUCUGCACCUGCCAUCCUCAGCAUGUAUUAUAGUAUGUAUUCCCUGUUAAAAUUUUCAAUAAAAAAACUCUUGCAUGCAAA